AUGGACUCAGCGAAAGACCAGAAGAAGCAUGUGGAGCGACUCGCACGGGUACGUGAGAAUCAACGGAAGAGUCGAGCUCGGAAGCAGGAGUUUGUGAAUGAGUUAGAGCAACGCCUAGCGUUGUGUAAAAAACAAGCCCAGCAAAAAGACAUUGAGUACCGACUGGCAACGCAAAAAGUCGAAGCUGAAAAUCGGCAUCUGAAAGCUCUUCUGGGAUCACUGGGAGUUCCGAGUGCUUCUGUACAGCAGUAUCUACACGAAGCGGAUACGUGGGCGAACACCAACCGGAAGGUUGCUAUCCCUGCUAUUCAGCAAGUGAAGAGAGAUAAUCAUCUGCCUCUAUUACGUCGAGAUAGUCACCGAACAAAUUUGUCAAUGGCAGUACCUCGCGUCUACAGAGCGGAACCAGAGAUUACUGAACUGCCAACAGCGGUUGAUAGUGCAUGUGCCUCGACAGUGGUGCAACCGACAGACCAACCACCACAUCAAACCCCGCAAGAAGAAGAUCCGGCUUUGUGUGGAUGCCGGUCCGAUAGACAGAAUCCGGAAACGGUUUCCGAUGAAGAUGUGCUCAACUCGACGCUGUGUGCCAUUGCGGAAGAAAUGAUCAAUCAAUACAACACCAAAGGAAUUGAUGUUGAUGAGAUUCGGCGAAGAAUUUGGUCUGGGUUCCGAGCAGGUGCAAAUGGUACAGGCUGCAGAGUUCAAAAUCACAUUCUGUUCCAAGUUCUAGACGACAUCAGCAGUGAUGUUUGA
This is a messenger RNA of Penicillium digitatum Pd1, 756 nucleotides long. The record is from RefSeq and is a predicted model, not a curated record. Lineage: Eukaryota; Fungi; Ascomycota; Eurotiomycetes; Eurotiales; Aspergillaceae.